Messenger RNA from Sphenostylis stenocarpa, 3690 nucleotides. The record is from the annotation of a GenBank genome assembly. NCBI's taxonomy places the organism in Eukaryota, Viridiplantae, Streptophyta, Magnoliopsida, Fabales, Fabaceae.
AUGUUGAGUUCUGGGAAUAACUUGAACAGCAGCAGCAGCAACGGGAUAAUUUCUUCGGAUAUGCCACCCUUGCCACAGUGUUUGCCACUAGAUUCAAUUACUGUAGGCAGUAGAAAAUAUACAGGAGAGCUAAGAAGGGUUCUUGGUGUUUCCGCUGGAAACACGUCUGAAGACCAAUCUUUUGGAGGUCCAUAUCCUAAACCUAUGGCUGCUGGAGCCUCAGGGGAACUAAAGCACUUCAAAGAAAGUGUACAAGAUGCUUCCAGAAAGGCAAGGGAUAGGUCAAAAAUGCUUGGGGAAUCUUUGUCUAAAUUGGAAAAGUAUGAGGCAUUAAACAUAAAGAAGCGACAAAGGACUGAUUUAUCUAAUGAUAGGGGGAGUGGAGUAAACCUGACAAAGAUGGGUAACCAGAUUCACAAAACCUCUAAUGAUAAUCUAACUCAGAGAACAGAAGCAAGGGCCUCAAAUUCAAUGCUGAACAAGCGAAUUCGUACGUCAAUGGCAGAUGUGCGGGAGGAAAGUAGGUCUGCUGCUAUUGGAAGGGCACGGAUGGUCACAGAGAAGGAUGCAAGUCUGGUUCAGACACUUGGUGGGAGCUCUGUUCGAAAUGAAGAGAAAACUCGCAGAUUACUUGCUGGAGGUGAAGGGUUGGAUCAAAAGAUAAAGAAAAAGAGGUCUGUUGGAACUGUAGGAAAUAGAGUUACGACUAAUGAAAGAGAUGUAAAAAGAACUGCUCUUCCAAAGCCAAAUGCUGAUUUGAAGAUGCGACUUUAUGAUGCUCAGGGUUUCAGAUUGAAGUCUGGUUCUGGUGGAAUCAAGUCUGAGGGCUCUUCAGAGCUUACUAAUACAGGUGUGCGCAUGAUGCUUACAAGUGAGCAAGGUGUUUCUGCUCACAGGGAACAUGUAGCUGAGCAGAGAGUUGUUGCAAAAGGAAACAACAGGGCAAGCACUCAGGAGGAUCCAGCAAGCAGCCCUAACACAAUAAUUAAAAACAAGGUAUCUCGAGCACCAAGAACAGGUUCAGUUAGUGCACUAGAAUCAUCGAACACUCAACCUUCAUCUACAGCAUUUCCUGGUUCUUCUAUACAUCCAAUGACCCAGUGGGUUGGUCAGAGACCACCUAAAAAUUCACGCUCACGAAGAGUCAAAGUAGUUUCUCCUGCCUCACGCAAUCUUGAAGUUCAGGUCUCAUCCGAAGGUUGUCUAACUUCUGAUUUCAGUGCUAAAGCUUCUUCUGCUGGCAACAAUGGAUUUCCACUAGCAAGCAGUGUAGACAACAGCAAUCUAAAAUAUAAAAGACCUCCUGAUGAUAUUUCAUCUCCCUUUGGGUUAUCUGAAAGUGAAGAAUCUGGAGCUGGGGAAAACAAAAUAAAAGAGAAAGGAGUGAAUGGCAGUGACUUUGCUUUGGUAUCGGAUAAGGCUGGGGCUUCUAUGUUUCAAAUGAGGAAGAAUAAGAUAUCAACCGAUGAAUCUGGAGAUAGUGUGCAGAGGCAUGGAAGAAGUGGAAGGAAUUUAUCACUAGUAAGGCCAGGCAUCCCUUCUGGGAGGGAGAAGUUGGAGAAUGUGCCAAUAAUGAAGCCAGUACAGGACAUGAAGCUUAAUGAAAAGAGUAAAAUCAAAUAUGGUCGCCCUCCUUCAAAAAAGCAAAAAGAGCGCAAAGUUGUGGCUCGUGUAGGGAAACAACUGAACAUUAGUUCUUCUGAUUUCGGAGGUGAAUCUGAUGAUGAUCGUGAAGAGUUAUGUAAAGCUGCAAAUGCUGCCCGUAAAGCUAGUGACCUUGCUUGUUCGGGUCCGUUUUGGAAUAAAAUGGAGUCUAUUUUUGCGUCUAUCAGCUUGGAUGAUGCAUCUUCCUUGAAGCAACAGCUCAAUAUUACUGAGGAAUUUGAUAAAAGUUUAUCUCAUAUGUUUGGCAUUGAUCAAGAUCUGUUGGGUGUUGUUAUAAAUAACAAGACCACCCAAGAUUCAGAGCAAAGAAAGAGAAGUCAAUGUGAUGAAGAAUCAACUAAGUUUGAUGCUUUGAUUGGAAAGAAGGACAUGGAAAGACCGGACAAGGUUAUCCCACUAUUCCAAAGGCUUCUUUGUGCUCUAAUUGAAGAAGAGGAAAGUGAAGAAUCAUAUCACCAAAGUGAUGCAAAGAAUAUAUCUAGACAAUGUGCUAGUGAUGAUUCUCACUGUGGUUCUUGUAAUCAAAUUGAUUUUGAACCCAAAGAUCGGGAUAGAAUGGAUUCUGAAGUUGAAUCAGAGGUGGAUCUUCAAAUUCAGAAGAACUGCAUGUUGGAUAGACUAUCUUGUGAUAAGAGCACCACAUCCAACACAUUUAGAUACCCAAACACAUCCAGUUCUUUACAAAGCACUGGAGUUUGGCAGGGAGAUGAAGAAUUUUCUCUCUCAGAUAUCACACACACUGGUGAAAUAUGCUCAAAUGAUCUUGAUCAACUGCAGCCUACUGAAUUAAGUGUUCCUAGCUUUCCUUCUCCUGAUGGCCAGUAUCAGCUGAUGUCUCUGGAUGACAGACUGCUGCUUGAGUUGCAGAGCAUUGGCUUAUAUCCUGAAAUAUUGCCUGAUUUAGCUGAGGAAGAUGAAGCUAUUAAUCAAGACAUUGUCAAACUUGAGAAAGCUCUAUACGAGCAGAAUCGAAGGAAGAAGAAUACUUUGGACAAACUUGAUAGAGCUAUUCAAGAAGAGAGGGAUGUGAAAAGGCUAAAGAUUGAGCAAGCUGCAUUUGACCAUCUUACUGAAAUGGCUUACAGAAAGAGAUUGGCAUGCCGAGGAAGCAAAAAUUCAAAAGGUGCAGUUCACAAGGUGUCUAAACAAGUUGCUUUGGGUUUUAUCAAGCGUACUCUUGGAAGAUGUAAAAGAUAUGAAGAAGCUGGCAUUAACUGCUUUAGUGAACCUACCCUACAAAAUAUCAUGUUUGCCCCACAGUCACGGGAGAAUGAUGCUCAACUUGCAGGUUGCAUGGUCUCUGGCACAGCUAGUAAUACAUGUAACAAAACUUCCCAUCAAAUUGAUCCCAGAAAAUCAGGUGCAGUUUCUAGUGCUUCCGAGAAAUAUGAUUGCCAUAGAGAUUAUGCAGACAGAGGAUUGGUUGAUUCUUUUCAAGGUUCAAUUCAGUCAUCAGAACAAGCAUCAUCCAAGAAUGGGUCCGUGUUUAUCAAAGAAAAGAAGAGGGAAAUGCUGGUCAAUGGUGGUGUCAGUGGUUCUUCCUCACGAGCAUCAAAUCUUGAUGGUGCUGUUCAUGGUGGAGUGAAGGGAAAGAGAAGUGAGAGAGAUAGGAAUCAAAGUCGGGACCUGAGUAGACAAAACUCUAUUGGCAGAUCUGGACGCAUGUCUGUGGAAAGUAGCCAACAUGAGAACAAACCAAAAGCAAAGAAGCAAAAGAUUAGUGCUAGUGGACACGAUAGGUUUAUGGAAGCAAAUGAUUCUGCUCGUUUACCAGCUAAUGAUACAAUCAACGAUGGUAGCAAAGAUGUGGCAACAUCAUUAUCUGGUAUGGACACUUCUCAAAUAAAGGAAUCCAAUGACUUUGGGAAUUUGCCACUACCUGAUUUAAGUUCAAUAGAAGAAUUUGGUGGCCCACACGAUCUAAGUUCUUGGUUGAACUUUGAUGAAGAUGGCUUGCAAGACCAUGAUUCUAUUGGCCUUGAGAUUCCAAUGGACGACCUAUCAGACUUAAAUAUGCUUAUGUGA